This is a messenger RNA of Histoplasma capsulatum G186AR, 345 nucleotides long. RefSeq lists its product as uncharacterized. Lineage: Eukaryota; Fungi; Ascomycota; Eurotiomycetes; Onygenales; Ajellomycetaceae. The transcript has a single exon. The record is from RefSeq and is a predicted model, not a curated record. Bases 1 to 345 code for a protein of 114 amino acids.
AUGGUUAUACUAAUCGUACGGACGUCGUCUUCGGGCGAUGGGAUACUCGUCUGGCUAUUGACUGAGCCGCCGGCAUAUCUUCCACGACUCCGUGUCGAGCGGGCGAGAGAGCAAGGCAAUGUAGGAAGAGGAACCGAUGCUGUGGCUUUCGCGCCGCCAACCGUCCGUUCGAAUCGAUGCCUCGAGGGCGGAGAGCGGAGAGCAGAGAGGGUUUGGUUGUGGCAGAGGAAACAUUGCGACAACCGUGUAUCGUAUCGAAAUACGCCAGAAUACGUCGGCUGGCGUCGGCGAGCUAGGCUGUUUCAGGCGACUGGCCACGUGAGAUAUCGCCGAGGUCCCGUGUGA